Nelumbo nucifera (sacred lotus) is the source of this 854-nucleotide messenger RNA. Its product is annotated as ubiquitin-conjugating enzyme E2 variant 1C. The record is from RefSeq and is a predicted model, not a curated record. NCBI's taxonomy places the organism in Eukaryota, Viridiplantae, Streptophyta, Magnoliopsida, Proteales, Nelumbonaceae.
CAGAGUUGUAUCCGUGCCCUGAUUACUCGGGUAGCGCCACUCGAGUUUCGGUAGCAUUAACAUUCACCCCAAACCCCUUUUACUUCUUUUGUUCCCUCUUUUGGCUUCCAAGACAGAUUCUUAUUUCAACUCCAAAAACCCUGACCUCGAUCAAAUCUUCUAACAGCAGCAGCAGAGGAAAAUUACUAUCAUCAAUGACGAUUGGCUCAGGUGGAUCGAGUGUCGUUGUCCCACGAAAUUUCAGAUUGCUGGAGGAACUUGAACGUGGAGAGAAGGGAAUUGGAGAUGGUACUGUUAGCUAUGGAAUGGAUGACGGAGAUGAUAUUUACAUGCGUUCUUGGACGGGUACUAUAAUUGGUCCUCACAACUCUGUGCAUGAAGGUCGUAUUUAUCAAUUGAAACUAUUCUGUGACAAAGAUUACCCAGAUAAGCCUCCAAGUGUUCGUUUCCAUUCAAGGAUCAAUAUGACUUGCGUAAACCAUGAGACGGGAGUGGUAGAGGCAAAGAAAUUUGGGAUGCUAGCAAAUUGGCAGCGGGAAUAUACCAUGGAAGACAUUUUGACACAACUGAAGAAGGAGAUGGCAGCCCCGCACAAUCGGAAGUUGGUUCAGCCCCCUGAAGGUACCUACUUCUAGUUGAAGAUGGAUAGUAUAAACUGAAUCACUUAUACACCAAUAUAUAGUCUGUAAUGCUGUGUUGGUCCUGUGACACCUUGGUCUUAAUUGUUCACUCUGCUGCUUCUGUCUUCUUUUCUUUGUCAAACUGUGCUGCAAGGAUGCUGUUUGAUGAAUGGGAUUUGAUUGUGUGACAUGUUUAUAAUACACUUCUAAACUAAGGCUCGGAAAUUUCACCAA